CGCAGCAGCCCUAGCCCCUAAUCUCCUUACUUCUUCUCCGUUCUCUGUCAGUGGCGAGAAGAAGAAGAAGAAGAACAGCAGCCAGAAAGCAUCAAUGUCUGGACGAGAGGGUCGGGAUUCCGACUCCAGACGUAACCGUUCCCGAUUAGACCGAGAACCCAGUCCAAAAAGGUAUAGGAGGGAUGGAAAACUUGCAACAGAAAGAGUACGAAGUAGCAACAAUUUGGAAAGUAGAGAUCAUUCAGAUCGAGACCAAAAGCACCAGCGUCGGCUGCAAGAUGCCGUUCCCCUUGAGGCACCGCCAGGACCUGGUUCUAAGGUUGAAACUCACACUCCGAGUAAAGAAUCCGAGGGGAAACGCAACGGACAUCUUGAAGCAACUAAACACUCUUCUGAUCCAACUGAAAUUCCCCGUUCUAGAUCCUAUUUUCAGCAUGAUGAACGUGGUAGUUCCAGGCAGGUUGGUCGAAGCUUAGCUAAGGGAGCAGCUACUGAGCGGGGAUGGUGGAAGGAUGCAAAAGAGCAUCACAAGGGAAGGGCAGCAGACAAGGAUGCAUCUAAUGAUAGACAUCCAAGAGAUGUGAAAACACAAGCUAAGGGAGAUGACAAUAGGGUCUGGCACCAUGAUAGGUUCCAUGAGUUGGAGGCUGAUCUGCCACCACCUACCAGGAAAAGACCUGCAUUUAGGGAGAAGAAAGUGCUGGUGGAGUCUGAAAAUACUGAUAAAGAAGCCAUUGAGCCGGAAAAGGAGAGCCGUCCUGACCACGGUGUGGUAGGAAGUGAAAGAAGGGAGGACAGAGGUCGCAACUCUCGCAAUUCAGAUAGACCAGAGAGACCAUCUUCCGGAGAAAGAGUACAAAGCAGAGGAGAAGCAUGGAGGAGGGGCUUCUCAUCCAGAGGAAAAUAUGGUGGUGUCAAUGACACAUACAGGGGAAGAGAUGGGUACAAUGGAAGGCAAAGGUUUCGAGGAAGUAGCAACAAGGAUGAGAAGAAGUGGGAGCACGAUUUGUUUGACGAUGCCAAUAAAAGUCCACAACGGAAGAACGAAGAGGAUCAGAUUGCUAAAGUUGAGGCUCUUUUGGCCUCUUAGAUGGUUCAGAAUGUUUAUUGGGUAGAUCAAUGGAUAUUGUGUUUGUCUGAGGGUUUUCUUUCUUUCUAUGGUGAAUGUAUUUUGCCCAGCACGGGGCCUGGACAUUUUGACUGUCAGUGUUGUGAUACACAUUAUAUUGACUUGGAAAACAUGUCUAAUGGUACCAAAUUGAUUGGUUGCUUGUGCUGUAGUUUAUUCUUAAUGGAAAGUUCAUUUCGUAAUGA
Carica papaya (papaya) is the source of this 1314-nucleotide messenger RNA. RefSeq names its product cyclin-like protein. The record is from RefSeq and is a predicted model, not a curated record. Gene Ontology annotation, cellular component: exon-exon junction complex. Gene Ontology annotation, molecular function: mRNA binding. Lineage: Eukaryota; Viridiplantae; Streptophyta; Magnoliopsida; Brassicales; Caricaceae. Gene Ontology annotation, biological process: mRNA processing.